Eurypyga helias (sunbittern) is the source of this 765-nucleotide messenger RNA. Its product is annotated as dual 3',5'-cyclic-AMP and -GMP phosphodiesterase 11A-like. Lineage: Eukaryota; Metazoa; Chordata; Aves; Eurypygiformes; Eurypygidae. The transcript has 8 exons. The annotation marks the transcript as partial. Gene Ontology annotation, molecular function: 3',5'-cyclic-nucleotide phosphodiesterase activity. The record is from RefSeq and is a predicted model, not a curated record. Gene Ontology annotation, biological process: signal transduction.
ACCGCAGGAUUUCAGGAGAUUCUGACUGAAAUUGAAAUUUUAGCUUUGAUUGUGGGAUGCUUAUGUCAUGACCUUGACCACAGGGGAACCAACAAUGCCUUCCAAGCCAAGAGCGGAUCAGCCUUAGCUCAGCUCUAUGGCACCUCUGCUACCCUGGAGCACCACCACUUCAAUCACGCUGUCAUGAUUCUCCAAAGUGAGGGUCACAACAUCUUUGCUAACUUGUCCUCUAAGGACUACAGUGACCUUAUGCAGCUUCUAAAGCAAUCAAUAUUGGCAACAGACCUCACUCUGUAUUUUGAGAGAAGGACGGAGUUCUUUGAACUUGUCAGCAAAGGUGGUUACGACUGGAAUGUAAAAAACCACCGAGAAAUAUUUCGAUCAAUGCUAAUGACAGCCUGUGACCUUGGAGCUGUGACCAAACCGUGGGAGAUUUCAAGACAGGCAACUGAGCUGGUAACGAGCGAGUUCUUUGAACAAGGAGACAGAGAAAGAUCUGAACUCAAACUCACCCCUUCGGCCAUUUUUGAUCGGAACAGGAAAGAUGAACUACCCAGGUUGCAGCUCGAGUGGAUUGAUAGCAUCUGCAUGCCAUUGUAUAAGUGUCUAGUGAAGCUGAAUGGGAAACUGAAGCCUAUGCUGGACUCAGUGGCAGUAAACAGAGGUAAAUGGGAGGAGCUGCACCAAAAAAGACUUUCUUCUCAGGCAGCAUCCUCGUCCUCCUUUUCCUCUGGCUUUUCCGUGUCACUCAAAGACAUAAAUUAA